Molecule: messenger RNA, 4721 nt
Organism: Scatophagus argus
Lineage: Eukaryota; Metazoa; Chordata; Actinopteri; Scatophagidae
Gene: pln1
Product: phospholamban
Exons: 5
Coding region: 2427-2588 (53 amino acids)
Biological process (GO): negative regulation of ATPase-coupled calcium transmembrane transporter activity; negative regulation of heart rate; negative regulation of calcium ion import into sarcoplasmic reticulum
Cellular component (GO): sarcoplasmic reticulum; membrane
Molecular function (GO): ATPase inhibitor activity
Source: RefSeq, a predicted model, not a curated record
ACAUAAGACGAAUGAGGUUACAUAAUGAGGGUACAUUAUGAACUGAAGUGUUUACCAAAUAAAACAUGCACUUAUGCGAUGGGCAUUCAGUUCGAUAGAGCUUUCUUUUGGAAUUGGAAUAUAAAACAAUGAGCUAAAAGAGACCAAAGAUCCACAGAACUGAGGUGAACUGCAGAAUUGGUGAUAGCUCUCUCUGAACAGGGUCUUCAUCUCACCGUUGUACCCAGAAAACAUGACCAUGGGUUAAUUUGCCAGGGAUUAACUAAAGACAUUUUUGAUCUCCUACCUGAGCAGCCCAACUUCACCAAAGGAUGACGGUCAGUGUUUCAUCCUUGGAAAAAUACAGCGUAUCAAUGAGGGUGAUAGAAACAUCAUGUGCUCAGACUGUUUGAGAUGUGUGUCCUGCAGUAGAGCAGCGAGUAAUACUAACAACAAAGCUGACUGCAAAGUACGUGACUGACAGCCUGUUUACAUGCACAUUCUCCUUAUAAGGCAGAUGCAAUCUUUCUAGGCCAUGGCAAGGGGGUUAUUUAUACUUUUUUUCCAGAGUUUUUUUUUUUUUUUUUGAACAUCUUGUCGCAUUUGAUUUCUCCCAAGUGGAAGACGCUGUCCAGGACUUCACACACACAUCCAAACACACACAUACUUUUCCAGAGACCCUGUAUUAAAGUUUUAACUGUUUAUGACUGAUAAUGAUAUGCGUUGUUAUGCAGCUCUGAAGCGUAUCGCAAAUCAUCUUUCAGCUAUUACUGCUGCUUUCCAACAGUCGGGAAGACAAAGUGGUUGUGUUUUAUAUUACAAUAUCCAUUUACAUCUCAGUUUGAAAGGUGGGUAGACACAGCAGGCGGUAAAUGUUGUUACGUGGAUGAAAUCAGACCAGUUCAAAUAUUUGGGAAAAGUCUUUUGCCAUUGCUGCUUCAACAAUUCAAUUCAAUUCAGUUUAUUUAUAUAGCGCCAAUUCACAACAAAAGUUAUCUCAUGACACUUUCCAAUUAGAGCAGGUCUAGACCAAACUCUUUAAUUAAAUUGUAAUACAGAGAACCCAACAUUCCCCCUUGAGCAAGCACUUGGCGACAGUGGCGAGGAAAAACUGCCUUUGAGAGGGCAGAAACCUCGGAGCAGACCCCGGCUCUAGAUGUGCGGCCAUUUGCCUUGACCGGCAGAGACAAUACCAGGAUCCCAAAGGAUCAAUCCCCAGGAUAUUCACUGGCAUGCUCAUGGCCAAACUGUAUAUUUAGAGGCGCUAUCAGCUGUUCGUGGGCAGCACGCUUGUGCCAAGUGUUCAUCAGGCUGCCAGGAUAAUGAAGACAAUAGAGUAACCAUCCAUGUUUGACUGCAGGCCAACCUUCAAGGCGGCUCUGCCAUGAUGUGUUCGGUGUGUUCCCAGCAAACACCUCAUGGAUGCGUUUGACAAGGGACGAGGAAUCCCAGACAUGGCGUCCCCUAUCCAGGACACUAAGGAUGCUCACCAACAGCACCAAUGGAAGUGCAAAGAAGUGCGUGUGUAUGUGUGUGGUUAGUCAUGAUGUGUGAGCUUUAAUGUCUUUCUCUCACCACUUAAAAAUAUUCAACUACACAUUUUCCUCAUUAAUUUGAAGCCUUUUUUUUUUUUUUGAAAAUAAAGAGACAAAAUUUCUGACGUCAUCCCCUUGGGGCUUGUUGUGAGAGGCGGUGUUUGUUAGAGGCUGCUAAAAAUGGAAAGUUUAUACAAACAACAAUAUCACUUUAAAAAAAAAAAACAAAAAUCAGACAUAUGGAACAGAAUAUGUACUUGCGUUAUGAGGUUUCUGGGUCACGCAAACGGCUGAGAAGCACAGCUCGAAUUAUGAUUGAUGCCUAAUCUCUUAAAUAUCAAUACAGACCACAUUCAAAUACUGAAUCAGCUUUAACUUGCCAACACGUGACCCAUAAACAUACAAAAAGAGCUUGUAUGGUGAGCCAAAAAGUUGGACCAAAAGUGAGCAGAUGAGCUAGCAGAUACUGAAUGUAUAAUUCAUCAGACCAGUACGACCUCAGUAUCCCACUCCUAAAAAUCUUUUCUGGGAUGUCCUGCCUCUCUCUCUCUCUCUCUCUCUCUCACACACACACACACACACACACACACACGUUGUGUUUACAGCCUUGCAGAGAGCUGCAUAUCUGACAUUUCUCUCUCAAACUCCAACCAGCUCUGUUCUCAUCUGAAAGAGAAGAGAAGAGAAGAGAAGAGAAAGAGAACUCUGUCGUAUUGUAGAGCCACAUCAGGCCAGGCUGUCUAAAACACCUGACCUGAGCUCGUCUCCAGACAACCAGCAGCAGUUUGAUUUCGCCUUCAGCCCGACCAGCUCUGUCCAGUUCCACUCAGUCCAAACAGGCCCGGCAGCCUGACCGAACUCCCUCCUCUCAUCGCACCAGCCGACCAAAAUCUAACCAAGUCAGCUGUCUCCAUGGAGCGCGUUCAGCACAUGACCAAGUCGGCCAUCCGCCGAGCGUCUCAGAUCGAGGUGAACCCGCAGGCCAAGAGGAACCUGCAGGAGCUUUUCGUCAACUUCACCCUCAUCCUCAUAUGCCUGCUUCUCAUUUACAUCAUCGUCCUGCUGAGCAGCUGAGAACAGCAGAGCCAGAGAGAGCUUGGCAAAUGCUGCGGACGAGGGUUUGGCUGAGAUUUGGGCUUUACUGAUAGGUGCAGGUCAGAUCUCUAACAAAGCAAUAAUAUCCUGCCCAUAUGUCAGCCUAACCCUGUUUGCCAACAGCUGUGAGGAAGGAUCAUGGAUGUCAGAUGUGAAAACGAUGAAGUCCAAACUCUCUCAAAUUGUUUCUGGCAGAGCUGAUCAGGGAUCAGCUCCCCUGCUUCUUUAUCUCAAGGGAAUAUUUAAAAGUGAUGCAACUUUAGCAGUUUAAACUUCACUGAUACACUGUAUGUAUUUAUAUCUGCCUGCUGUUCAUGCUAAUACCCUACUUACAUUACAAUGUGUUGUUUGAAGGUGACUGACUUCCUCCAAGUCUCCUGAUAUGAAAUUAAGCAACCAGACACCGAAAUGAACCUUUUCCACCUUUUUUGGGAAGCGGAAAGUGCCUUUCAUCAGUAUGAUAAAUGAUCAACUCUCUCUUUAAUAAGAAGGAACAAGACUGUGCGAACCAUAAGGUGAUGAGUUAACUGUGACUCCCAAGGAUAAUUCUCAUAAGAAACUUCCAAUCACUUAAAGACUAAAAUGUUGAAACUACAAUCAGCGGCUUAAAUGAAGUCACUCCAAAUUCUGGGUUAGGUUUGGAUGAAUUUUUCCUCAACUACAACAACGAAAAGUUUUGAAUUUGUCAUGUUUCUGAUUUGUGCCUCUAACCUGGCAAUAGGCCAAGGCUCAUGGGUUUGAUAGUUUUUACAAGCCAUUUGCUCUGCCAAACUCACAAAUAAAAUUAAAAGCGAUGGCCAGAACAUAAAAUUAGAGGACUGGAGGUUAUCUGGUACAGUCAUGUGUUUCUGUGUCAAGAGAAAUUGAGGAUAUCAUUUUUAUUUUUCAUAAUUUUUGAGUUGGGAUAACAUGCAGCCCUCUUGAAACAUUAAGGUAUUCGAACACCCUAGUGGUUAUUUAACAAAAUUCAGGCUUCUCUGUUAUACAAAACGAUGAAUCGAGGCCCACAUCGAAAGAACUGAAAUUAAGAAUAGAUAAAAUAAAUAAAAAAAAAAAAAAUCACUUUGUUUUUGGACAUAAUUUGUAACUUUCGUUGUUGUAGACUGACAUCUAGUGGCCGUUAGAGGAAUAGUUUAUGGUAUUGUCAUCUCUCAGCUUUGUUGAAAUGCUCAUUUUAACACACUCUCAGUGGUGAAAAUUAUUUAUCAGUUCAGAAAUAUAAACCUUUUAUAGCUACUUUACGGCUAAGGGAAUUUGAAAAGUCUACUCAAAUCUGUUGAACCUACAUAGGAUAAUUUAUGAAAAGAUGACUUUUGUCUUUUUUUUCACAUUUUUGGAACACCCUAACCUGUUUUGCUGGUUAGCUUACUGACUAUUGUGUAGCAGGUCUGACAUUACACUCCAACAGUUUGAUUUAUUCCUGCUCAUUAUGUAUAAAUAUAACACUUAUACCACAUUUUAUGUACUGCAGGCCUAUAAAGUUUGUAAAGUUUAGACAGUGCAGCUUACUUGCAGGUGUUUGUGAUGGGCUACAUGAACAUGUCAGCUAUGUUUGGAAAUGCUGUGCAAAGAGAGGACUUUCAACACACACACACACACACACAAUACACACCUUUCGAUGGCGGCCUGACAUACAGUACAUGCAGUUUAUCAGUAGUGAAGAAAACCUCACUUUGCAUGGUGUGAUUUCACUUAAGGUUUUCUGUUUAUGACAGUUACGUUUCUGUUUAGUUAUUAAAAGUGAUGCCGACAUUGUUGGUUAGUGCACAAAAUGAGCUAUAAAGUCAGAUUCAUAAAAUCAGCAUUAUAUAUAUAUAUAUAUAUAUAUAUAUAUAUAAUCUAACAUAUAAUUACAAUUAUUGCAUUAUUGUUUUUGAGGACAGUUUUAACAAAUUACCAGCCACAUUUCCAUAUAAAGUGUCUUCACUAUAUUUACAGUGAAUGAAAAUGUACAAAUACAAAUUCCAUGUGGAAUUAGAAACUAUUGAGGAAAAAAAACCUGCCAUUUUGUUCUUGUAUGUACGUUUGGAAGAUUGUACCACCUGACUUUUAAACUAUGGAACACCAAAGAAGAAGUUGCAUGUUAAUAAGAUUAAAGUGGUUUCUCCUGAA